AUGAGAAACCUUGAUAGUAUCUCACAGGAUCCUCCAGCCAAGACCGGGCGCCGGAGGGUCAAGACCGGGUGCCAGACUUGCAAAAAGCGGCGAGUCAAGUGUGACGAGGGACGACCAGCGUGCCAACGAUGCCUCUCAACUGGCCGCGUCUGCGACGGCUACGGCAUCUGGGGCGGCGGCAACAACGCCUACGGAAACCCCGACAAGGCCAUGUCUGCUUCUUCAACCUCUAUGGUUCGCGUCAAGCCGACGCAGACCCUGCGGACGGUUGUCGUCAUGUCGCAGAGGCGCUCCAUCGCCGGUCAGCCCGCAAGUCUCGGCUAUGAGUAUUUUCGGAGAUACACCACCACUAAGCUUCCCGGCCUGUUCGAAUCCGGCUUCUGGGACUCUCUGGUUCUGCAGGCGAGUGAGCAGGAACCGGCUGUCCUGCAUGCUGUCACGGCGUUGGGGGCCGCACAUAAGAACGAAGAGCGCAUCUCGUUGACCGAGUACAACGAGGCGAUUCGGCAUUUACGACAGAGCUUGAAGCGUUCUGACAAAGAGGCGCUUCGUGUGUGUCUCAUCACGUGCAUGCUGUUUGUCUGCAUUGAGUUGCUCAGAGGGGGCUUCACAGCAGGACAUGCGCAUCUCAGCAGCGGUCUCCGCCUUCUCCGCGAGAUUCAGAGGCGUGAUGGGGUCAUUGCCUCUGACGGCGACAUUAUCAUACGAUCACACGCAGAAUCAAUAGAAGACACUCUUGUCGAGGUCUUUUCGCGGCUCAACGUGCAGAUUGCGCUGUUUGGCCACGUCUCUUCGUAUCUGCUGUUUGUGGGCGAAAGUUCAGAGACGUUAAAGACAUACGACAUACCGCCAUCUUUUCCAUCCCUGAGAGAGGCGCGGCAGCAUCUGGAUACUCUGAUCAAUGGGUCGCAUGUCCUCGGAGAGCAAGCCAGCCGUCUGGUUCUGGAACAGCAGCCCAUCCCGGAACUGCUGUACGAGAACCAGCGACGUCUCGAGGCGGCGCUGAUGAGCUGGCUUCGUGCCAUGGACGCAAGUCGCGAGGCAUUGGUCGCUGGAGCCGACGUUCGUACCAAGUUUGCCAUACCGAUGUUGCUCCUCUAUCAUACCAUGACGAGGAUCAUGACAGCUACCUCGUUGCGCGGGACGGACGAGAUGAUAUAUGACCGCCACCUACCGGAUUUCUCGCUGCUGCUCAAGCAGUCGCACGACCUGUGGGAUAUGAUGCGUGCAGCCCUCAGGAGAUUGUAUGGGAAGCGAGGCGCUACCAAGCCGGACAUCAACGUCACCGUCGACAUGGGCUUCAUCCCGCCGCUCUAUUAUGCACUGGCAAAGUGCCGUCAGCCGAAUCUUCGGAGGAUGGUUCUCGAGCUACUAAAGGAUGUUCCGCACCGUGAAGGCGCCUGGGACGGGUUCACAGUGAUCAAUAUGGGUUACUCGCUCAUCGGAAUCGAAGAAGAAGGCAUAUUUGACGGAUGGAACAUCGUGCCGAGUUGCAAGUUGCCAGAGCCGUCUGUGGCGGACGCUUUGCCCGUCGUCCCGGCGUCACAGAGACUGAACAAUGUCAACGUAGCGCUGCCCGACUAUACGAAUGGAAAGGCAACCUUGUUUGGCAGGCAGUAUAAGGGAGAUGGCAAGUGGGAGUCGAAGAUUGUGCAGUUUGAUUCGGUGUUCAGGAAACUGAAUCCGAUCUCUUGGGAACGUCUCCAGAAAACAUCCAGUCUCUCAUGA
This is a messenger RNA of Trichoderma citrinoviride, 1728 nucleotides long. RefSeq lists its product as hypothetical. The coding region runs from base 1 to 1728 and encodes 575 amino acids. Gene Ontology annotation, biological process: regulation of DNA-templated transcription. Lineage: Eukaryota; Fungi; Ascomycota; Sordariomycetes; Hypocreales; Hypocreaceae. The record is from RefSeq and is a predicted model, not a curated record. The transcript has 2 exons. Gene Ontology annotation, molecular function: zinc ion binding; DNA-binding transcription factor activity, RNA polymerase II-specific.